AUGCCUUUAUCGUUCUCCAGCGAUUUUUUUGCUGCUGCAGAAAUUGAUGUUGUGCUUUAUCCUACUGGCGGAUUUGAUGGGAAGGAUUAUCUGAAUUGCCUGACAUUUUUGUAUAUAUCAGUUCUGCAGAGCAAAUUGCAAGCAGAACUCAAAGAGAACCUGCCACUCACUGGUGUUUUGAGUGGAAAAUUAUAUGCUCUGGGUGCUUAUGAUGGCAGGACAAUGGUUUCAAGCAUCGAAAUUAUGAUUCACGUAUGGAUUAAGCUUCCUGUAGCUCUGACUGUUAAAUCUGAACUUCCAAGACUAAUUAAAAGCUACAAUCCUUCUUUGUCUUCCAGCAACAAUCCUUCAGAGGAGUAUGAUGUUUUUCUUAGUUUCAGAGGCACAGACACCCGCAACGGUUUCACAAGCCAUCUCCAUGCAACUUUGGAUCGUAAAGGGAUUAAUACUUUCAUUGAUAACCAAAUUGACAAAGGAGAUGAAAUUUCAUCAUUUCUUUUGAAUACCAUUAAAGCAUCAAAUAUUUCAGUCAUCAUUUUCUCAAAAAAUUAUGCAUCUUCUAGAUGGUGCCUCCAAGAACUUGAACAAAUCCUUUACUGCAAGAAAAUAAAAAAGCAGAUUGUUAUACCAAUUUUCUAUCACGUAAAUCCAUCGGAUGUGAGGAAUCAAACAGGAAUUUUUGGAGAUGGAUUAGCUGAGCUUGAAAAACGUAACAAGGUGAAGUUAGAGACGCUACAGAGAUGGAAGACUGCUUUGAAUGAAGCAGCUAGUCUAAGUGGCCAUACUAUAAGUUAUCAAAAGCCUGAAUCUAAACUUCUAGAAGAAAUUGCCGAUGAUAUUUUGGAGAAACUAUAUAAAUUGUCUCCAAGUGAUUAUGGGGACUUGGUUGGAGUAGAGUUUCCCAUAAAAAAAAUAGAGUCUUUGUUGCACAAGGGAUCAAAUGGUGUUUCCAAAAUAGGAAUUUGGGGCAUAGGUGGUGCUGGCAAGACAACUAUUGCCCGUGUUGUAUUCAACAAAAUUUUGAAUCGUUUUGAAGGAUCAUAUUUUGCUGAAAAUGUUAGGGAAGAGUCGGAGAAAAGUGGGAGAUUAACUCACUUGCAAGAAAAACUUCUUUCCAAAAUAUUAAAGGACAAAGAUCCCAAUUUAGGACUCACCUUCACAAGAGACAGACUUAAAAAAAAGAAGGUUCUCAUUGUUUUUGAUGAUGUAACAUCUUUACAACAGAUAGAAAAUUUGAUUGGAAAUCUUAAUUUGUUGAGCUCAAAAAGUCAAAUUAUCAUAACAACAAGGGAUAAACAAGUGUUGAGAACUUGUAGAGUAGAUGAUGCUUAUAUAUACGAGGUUAAGGGACUAAGUAAGAAGGAAGCUCAUCAACUUUUUAAUCAAUAUGCCUUUGAACAAGGCUCUCCUACUGAAGAUUAUAUUAAGCUAUCAAACCUAGUAGUAGCAUAUUCCAAAGGCGUUCCGUUGGCUCUUAAAGUGUUGGGUUGCCAUUUGUGUUCCAAGGAAAAAGAAUUUUGGGAAAGUGCAAUAAAAAAACUGGAAAAAUGUCCUCUUUGGGGUAUUCAUAAGGUAUUAAAAGUUAGUUAUGAUGGACUUGAAAAAGAGGAGAAGGAUUUAUUUUUAGAUAUUGCAUGUUUCUUUAAAGGGGAACAUAGAGAUUCAGUGAUAGAAACUCUAAAUGCUUGUGACAUUUAUGCAAAGCAAGGAAUACAAGUUCUUAUUGAUAAGUGUCUCGUGUUUGUGACAUACUUCAAUGAAAUAACAAUGCAUGAUUUGCUUCAAGAAAUGGGUAGGGAAAUUGCUCGAGAUGACUGCAAACACAUUCGACUAUGGCAUCAUAUGGAUAUCAUCAAAGCAUUUAAAAGAAAAAAGGAUAUCUAA
Molecule: messenger RNA, 1884 nt
Organism: Pistacia vera
Lineage: Eukaryota; Viridiplantae; Streptophyta; Magnoliopsida; Sapindales; Anacardiaceae
Product: TMV resistance protein N-like
Exons: 7
Coding region: 1-1884 (627 amino acids)
Biological process (GO): defense response; signal transduction
Molecular function (GO): ADP binding
Source: RefSeq, a predicted model, not a curated record